Messenger RNA from Phoenix dactylifera (date palm), 5674 nucleotides. The record is from RefSeq and is a predicted model, not a curated record. Lineage: Eukaryota; Viridiplantae; Streptophyta; Magnoliopsida; Arecales; Arecaceae.
UGCAUAAUCAUAACCACGAGUAGAUAACUCUGAAUUUUAUAUUCAUGUUCUUUUGACAAACUUGCAAGGAUUGGAGGAAUAGUGUCAGUGUUCCCUAGUAGAAUCCUAACGCUUCACACCACAAGAUCAUGGGACUUCUUAGGAUUCACCGAAAGUCCAAAGAGAGAACUAGCAUUGCAGAGGGUGAGGGGGAUGUUAUUGUCGGGGUGAUUGACACCGGAAUCUGGCCUGAAUCCGAAUCUUUCAGCGAUGAGGGAUUUGGGCCACCGCCGAAUAGAUGGAAGGAGCCUGCCUAAAAUUUUCUAGGAAACAAUGAGACUAUCGUGGGAAGUUCUGUCAAUACUUUCCCCACUGAGAAAAGGUUUUACCCACUCAUUUAUUUUGGUGACGACGAUAAGUUCGGAAGCUUCACCAAUGAAUCCUUCCUACCAUUCGGAUGCUGAACUAGCUUAUGGAGCUGGCCAGGUCAACCCAAGAAAGGCACGGAGUCCAGGUCUUGUGUAUGAUGCCACUGCAACAGAUUACGUAGAAAUGCUGUGCCAUCAAGGCUACAAUACGUCGAUGAUUAGGCUCAUAGCUGGAGAUAAGAUCACUUGUCCCAAGGAUGCAAAUGGAUCUGCAAGGGAUCUGAACUACCCUUCAUUGGCUGCCUACGUUCAAACAGAUAAAAGGUUUUGAAUGCAGUUUCCAAGGAUGGUUACAAAUGUUGGCCAUUCAAACUCCACAUACACAGCAAGGAUCAACUCCAGCUCCAAACUUAAUAUUACAGUGAAUCCCAAAGUGCUAUCCUUUACUAAAUUGUAUGAGAAGCAAAAAUUUGUUGUGACGGUUUCCGGGGGGCCACUCUCGUUUCGUUCGGUUGCCUCAGCUUCCAUCAUAUGGUCUGAUGGCAACCAUCAAGUCAGGAGCCCAAUAUGUGUGCACACAGACUAUAUUUGAGCUUCACAUGUCUGAGGAAUUUGUUUCCUUUUUUUAAAUUCAAUAAUGAGCUAACUGAUAGCUUAAUUUUACUUCAGAUUUCAGCUGCUUCUUCCAUCUAUUUCUUAUAAUUAACUUAUGUGAUGCAUUAGCAAAUGCAAGUAAUGAGUAUUUAAAUUCGUUUUCUCAAAACAAGAAAAAGGAAGAAGAGUAUUGGAAUUUAGGUUUGGUGAUUUGAGUUUAGCUAGUAGCAUUUGAUACACAAGACCAAGGUCCACUGUACUGGUACCGGUCGGCGUACCGGUGGCGGCUGGACUGGUACGGUACCGGUCCCAGACCGGUUCCGAAUUCCACGCUAUCCAACGCUGAUCCACGUCUGUUCCGUACUGGUCCCGUACCGGUUCUCCAACAAUAAGCUACCGGUACCGGAUUCCACGCCGAUCCAGUAUCGAUCCUAGGUCGGACCGGUCCGUACUGGCCGGUGCGGACCGGUUCGGCAGACCUUGCACAAGACUCUUGAUAUGAUCAAUCCCUCGCCACUAGAUGCCUAACCGGCUUUGGAUAAGUCAGGCAAGUCGAAUCCCAUCUUUGAUUUCUUUUGGAAUAAAGUGCUCACUUAAAUUGUAGUGGUAAAUUUAUUAGUCGAUGCUUAAAUAUAUUAGUUAGGGCAUUCUUUCCAUCUCAUUCAAUGCAUGGUUCUCUUCUUUCCAUAAAAUUAACAUGUUUUUUUUAGGAAAAAUCAAAGUUUCGGACAUUUAUAACUAUGUGGUAAAUGUUUCGAGAUAUGGCACAUCAUUUUAAUCUGCAGUCAGGAUGCAAAAUUCUUUCCAUUGACUUAUUUGUAAGUUCUCGUCCUACUACUUAAUAUAUCUAACAUCAUCAGCUAAUCAACUUGUUUAUGAGCUAAAAUAUUGCCGUGCAAUAGUUCCAACAUAAUUAAAGAAAAAGUUUGGGCAUACUUAUUAGAUUAAGGUUGCUUUUUAUUGGCACCUUAGCUCGUGUUUGAAGCUGGGAAAAAUAUACUUAUAGGAGGUUUCAUGUUAAAGAAAUAACACGAGGUGCUCACCCUUUUUGAUGUACCCAACCUAUUUCAUUAUGUUUAAAAAUUUCAUCCAAAUUGAUCCAGAACUGGUAUACAGCCUUUUUGAUUUUUUUUUUGCUUGGCUAAAAAUUUCUUUGAAUGGAAUGCUUUAAACCAUUUUUUAUUACCAUUAUUUAAUUCCUUUUUUUUUCUACUGCUAUUGUUAGGUUAAAAUUUCUGGUGGAGGUCGAUGCAAUGUGACAAAUGGGCAUUUUGUUGACUCAACAUUUCACUGCAGACAGGAAAAGUGGUUUCAGGCGCAUCUAUUGUUGAUAAUGGGAAGUUCCUUUUGAAGGUUGAGAAACAUACAGCUGAUUUUGUUGAAUAUAUUAAGGUUGAUUACAUAUUAGUUGAUAAUGGGUGCAGCAGGCAGGGUUACACAAUUGCUGUCCAGUGUGGUCAUUCCAUUGUAGAUCCAGUGCCCAGCUUAUUCACAUUCAAAAUUGAGGAUAUACAACCGGCAAGCUUGUCUGGGGCAAUUUGAAUAGAUAAAAUAUCUCUGUUUUUAAUAAUUCUUUCAGAUCAUGUUUUCAUCUAACAUUCUUAUUUUACUUUUGUAGAUUAUACAUAUUGUGUGUACUUCUGUCCCAUUUGACAGUUGCUCAAUUGGUUUUUUGUUCUUUGAUCAUUUUGGCCAAAAAUUUGGAUUAGCAUUUUGCAUAUUGUUGAUGUAUUGGACAUCGUGGGUCUUGGGAACCAAAUAACAUUGUUCAAUUAAAUCUGUCUUGGGAACCAUAUAGCAUUUCAAAACUGCAGAAGUUUUUCUAGGUCAAUUUGCUUUGGAGAAUAUGCUUCCCUCUUAUCCACAAUUUAAUAGUAGUGUGUAAAUGUUGUUUCAUUGGGGAUAUAUAUCCUUAGACAUAUAGAAUCACAGAUGAAAUUUAUACCAGAAAAUGUUGAUGGUAGAACUGAUAUGGAUGGAUAUGUUUUUGACUAUGCACCAUAUUGGACGGUAGUAUGACUUGGAUUUCUUGAUGGCCUUUACUUGCUAGGUAGGGGGCGGGGCAGAUAUGUUCUACCAGUGAGCUUUAUUCUGUUUAAAAUAUCUGGAACCAUGCGGCAUGUUUAUAAAUGAUGUAUUGCAUGCUUCUUAUGCUCAUGAGAAUAUUGGCUGCUUAGAGAGAAAACAUCAUAUGACAAACUCCAGUAUCCUGUAUAAGCUAAAUAAUUAAUUAGCACAUCAAAACAGCCAGCCAUUUUGGGGACUUUUUACUAGAGAAAACAUUGUUGUGGAUGAUGAUGAUGAUUUCUUGCUUAGUAUCCUGCGAUUCUUCUAGUCAAUUAAAAGAUGAUCAUAUUCCAGCAGUGCGGACUUGGGUAACAUCAUCAAUGAUGGUUGACAUGCAGAACUUUUACUAUUUAGUGUGGCUUUAUUUAUAAAAAUACUACUCUAUAUUUCUUCCCUGAUUUGUGUUAAUAAUUGAGAAACCUUUUCACAGAAAAUAUAGCUUUCUGCUGAUUUAGUUGAAAAUUCGUUCUAAUUUACUUCUUUUGAUGAUGAGCAGGUUACAUUUCCAAGAGUUAAAGCAAAGUUAAAAUUAGAAAAAUUCCACACAAGUAUACCUGAAUUUACCCAGGCAUGCAUUUUUUCUAUUUGGGUUAUCAUGAGGUUGAAACAUUUUCUAAUAUAAUAUGUGUCUUCUAGGUUGGCCCCAUGUUAGUAACUCGUUGGGGUCUUAGUGGGCCUGUGAUUCUUUGGUAAUCUGCUUGGGCAGCACACAAACUGUUCCUUUCCAAUUACCCAGAUAGAGCUUUGGUUAAGGGGAUGAUUAAUAGACUUGAGUUUGAAGAUCAGGACAAGUUCGAUAAUUUUAGACUAUGAGUGCAGUGAGGCAAGGUUGGAAAUCUCUGUGAGUCAACUUGUGACUUGGCUAAGCCAAGUCAAAAUCUAAGGCUACCAUCAAAAGUCAAGAUGACUCAGAAAGUGAGCAAGUCCUGGUGGAGUCUUGCUGAGUCUUUCAUGACUUGCUUGAAUUGGCAAGUCAAAAAAGAUCGGCCAAGUCAUGUUUUUAGUUUUUUAUUUUAUUCCAGCCCUUAACUCAAUCAAGUUAGGACGAGUUGACACUGAGUCUGAGUUAGACCGAGUCAUCAUCAGGUUAGACGAAGUUGUCGCUGAAUUAGACCGAGUUGCCACUGAGUGUGUGUGAGUUGAGGAUCAUGAAAGUGAUAUGGAAGUAGAACUCUAUCACUCCACGAACAAUGACUAGAGAUGGUUGUGAUCUUUUUCUGUGUAAAAGACUAGUUAAUCAUGAGUAAUAAGAAAGAAAAUUUUGAAAACUUUGGUGUUUCUCUUUUAUGUGUUAAUCUAGAGUUUGCAUAUUUUUUAAACGAAAUGGCUUUGACAUGAUUGAUUGUGAUAACUUGGAAUGUUGACUGACCACUUGGUAAUGUUUUUCUCCCAUUCGGUUUUGUAUAUAGCUGCCUCUAUUAAGUCUAUGGCAUCUAUAUAUUUUUCAUUAUUCUUAAAAGAUUCAAGCAUAUGGAAUUUAAAGUAAUUGUUGAUAUUUGGAUCACUCAAAAUUUUUAAUAAUUUAUAUGAGCAUGUACAUAUACAAUUAUGUAUAUAUGUAUGUGUGCAUAUAUGAGAUACAUCACUCAUCCGAGUCACCAAAUUGACUUUUCCAGGUCAAAAAUAUAGUAGAGGGUGAGUCAAAUCCGAGCAACAAGUUCUCCAAUUUUGCAGUGAGGAUUUGUUGUUGUAAAUUUGGGCUUAAAUAAUUACUACAUAUCAAGAUUACACCUAAUGAAGUUAUAUCUGCAACUGACUCUAAUUUAUGUUUCAUCUGUGUAGUUUCUUGUUAAAAAAAAUUGACUUUUAAUUGCUUAGAAGUUAGAAGAGAUAUGGCAUGCAGACAGCAUGAAAGCUAGUCUUUCAGAACAGAUUAAAUCACUCCUCAUCCUUGACAAUUUCCUGAUAUGUUUUAAUGCUCAUGAGUCCUACUAAUUUAUCUGGGGUUGUAAGCAUAUGUUCCACUUUCCCGUUUUUCCAUUUUAAUCUUCAUGCUAACUACUAGAUUUUAUUGUGUUUUAUCUAGUGGUUUCUCUAAUUAAUUUUUCUUUUCUCAUAAUCAUGAAGUAAACUUUGGCAUUGUAAGUUGUUAAGGUGUGCCAAAAUCUUCAAAUUCUGAUUCUAAUUUCAAAAAUCCCUUACCUAAUUGAGAGUAGAUUAGUUUGGAUUUCAAAAUUUCAAUCCAUAUGCAUAAAUGUGCCCAUUGACGGAACAUCAUAUGGUCCCCCCCCCCUCCUCUUUUAGAAUUGAAUGUACAGGUUAAUGAAGUCACUGAAGCAUAAUUGUUACAUACUGGCGUAUGUAGUCUCCAUUUUAUUAUUUCAACAUAUUCUUCUAAUGUCAGUGUCUUUGUGGAUGUGUACACAGGAAUGCUUCUUGUAGACUAUACACCUGAUAUUCAUAUAGAUGAUCUGAAGCGUAUCCUCUUUCAACACAAGGCUCAGUUUUCGGUUUAAUCUUUUUCAAGUUCUCCUCUUUUGCUUCCUAAGCUGCAAUUAUCUUGUUAAAAUUAACACAAACUUGAGUGGAAUAGGAUAUUUUAUUCAUUUUUUGCUUCUUUAUUUUGUAACUGAUGAAACCUAUAUUUGCUCCCUUUUUUCUCCCCUUGUUAUGGCCAUAUACUAUACAUUGAGCUCAGUUUUAUGCAUUCUUUUAUGCAUUCUUCA